Messenger RNA from Trypanosoma cruzi, 786 nucleotides. RefSeq lists its product as uncharacterized. The transcript has a single exon. The record is from RefSeq and is a predicted model, not a curated record. The coding region runs from base 1 to 786 and encodes 261 amino acids. NCBI's taxonomy places the organism in Eukaryota, Euglenozoa, Kinetoplastea, Trypanosomatida, Trypanosomatidae.
AUGUUUGGCUGCAGGAACAUGGCCCGAACAACUGAUGUGUGUGUGUGUGGGGGGGAUGUGCACUGCGAAGAAAAUGAAAAAAAUGUUGCGAGACGAACACCACGACAAGACCGGAGUGAAGUUGUGUUUUGUCCACUUGCGCGAGGGCGGCCUGCCACCUGGUCGGUUAGGAGGAUUAUUUUUUUGCGUUGUUGCGCUCUCUUUAUAUUCCGCUGCGUUUUCUUGCGGACCUGCGAGGGGAGAUUUGCAAGAAAUUCCUGCGAGGCGUCCGUGCCGCCGUCGGAAAAGCGGAUCCCCCUUGAAAAACGCUGCUUUUUAAAUUUGUUUUGGGCGGGGGGUUCCUGUCGAUUCACUGCGACUUUGUUUUGCGGAUUUGAUGCGUGUGUUUCCGAGCGGUUCGAUCAGUGCUCCCAGCCCACUCGGAUGUGGUGUGCGCGUCGACGUGAAGGUGCCUGCCAGUCGUUUUAUUGCCUUCCCCGCUGUGGCUGCCGCCGCUGCCUUCUUCUCUUCCUGAGAUCCUGCGGCUUCUUGACAAGAUGUUUUGGGGAAGGCGUUGCCGCUCUUAUCGUCCAUGGUAUUUUGAUUCUGGUGUCGCGGUCAGGAGACAUUGAACGAGAGGGUUUGCUGCCCUUUUGUUUUAUUUGUCCUCUCUGCCUGACGGCCAGUUCUACACAAACGUGCUCCUCGGCAUCUCAGUUGGUGCUGGCGGGAUUGCUUACGGUUGUCACUGACAAUCGCAUGCGCCACCUCUUCUCUGCUCAUUUUCAGUGUCGCAUUUUUUAUUGA